This is a messenger RNA of Eupeodes corollae, 1562 nucleotides long. RefSeq names its product alpha-tocopherol transfer protein-like. Gene Ontology annotation, cellular component: membrane. Gene Ontology annotation, molecular function: phosphatidylinositol bisphosphate binding. Bases 181 to 1122 code for a protein of 313 amino acids. NCBI's taxonomy places the organism in Eukaryota, Metazoa, Arthropoda, Insecta, Diptera, Syrphidae. The record is from RefSeq and is a predicted model, not a curated record. The transcript has 6 exons.
CCAAAUGCAGAAUUGUAGAAAUCAAGCCUCUCGCCAAAACGAAGGCUCAGUCUCUAGAUAGCUCUUCAAGCAAACAGUCAGUCUCAGUUAGUUCAGUCGGUCUUGUGUAUAUACAGAGCUCGUAUUAUAACUACAUCGAAGUCUCGAAGCUAAGAGUGAAUAAACAAAGAAUAAUUAAAUAUGAGUCCUCCGGAAGCAGCGAGUUUGAAGUUUGAUGACAAUCAAUUACCCUAUAUCGAUUUGGGUAAUGCUGUCAUUCGUCUGGAAAAAGAAGAUCCACCAGAAUGGGCAUUGGAAAAGGCACGCAACGAACUUCGUGAGACUCCAGAAAUUGUAGAGAAAGCAAUCGUAGAAUUACGUCAAAUGAUUCAACAAACCGAAUUUUUACAUUUACCCUUGGAUGAUGAAUACAUGAAAAUGUUUUUGAGGCCCACCAAAUACUAUCCAGAGAGUGCCUUGAAAAGACUUAUCAACUUCUAUCACAUGAAACUGAAAUACGGAGAAGUCUGUGACAAUAUCUUACCAUCUACAAUAAGGAACGUCUUCGAAGAAGGCAUCCUUUCACUUUUGCCCAACAGGGAUCAACAUGGUAGAAGAAUUCUUGUCAUUGAAGCUGGAAAAAAAUGGAAGCCUUCAAAAGUGGCACUCGGUGAUAUGUUCAAGGGUAUUCAAUUAGCAGUUGUUGGUUCUAUGGCUGAGCCAAAGUCACAAAUUUGUGGAGCUGUUGUCAUCAUUGAUAUGGAAGGUCUUCCAGUUAGUCAUGUUAUGCAAUUUACUCCCUCAUUCGCUAUCAUGCUACUCGAUUAUGUUCAAGACUGCAUUUGUAUGAGACUUAAGGCUGUGCACAUUGUAAACAACUCAUAUAUUUUCAAUAUGCUCUUUGCCAUCUUUAAGCCUUUUAUCAGGGAGAAACUUCGAAAGAGGAUCUUCUUCCAUGGGAAGGAUUGGAAGUCAUUAGCUGGUCACAUUGAUAAGGAAUUCUUGCCAGCGAAAUAUGGAGGUACCACAACUUGGGAAAUUCCACCUGGUAAUUUGUUAGCUGAUUUCUUCGAAUGCUACAAAAAGGAUUUCGAAAUGGCAAAUGCUUUCGGAUUUACUGACGGAUACAAGAUGAAGAAAUAAAACUUAACGCCAGGAUAAAAAAAGAAAAAACUUAAGAACGCGUCAAGUUCUUGCCGCGACACCUCCUAAUAUUAGUAUUCUCUCUCUAUUUUUUGUGAUACUAUAAGUAGAGUCUGACAUCCCUUAAAAAUGUUGAGAAAAUAAAAAGAAUUUUAUAUGCAGUCUUCCAAAAAAUAUAAAAAAAACUGUACAUACGUUAAAAUAUGUAUACUUUUAAAGGCUGCCUAGGAGUGUAUAAUACAUUUUGAAUUACUCUUGCACUUGAUACAAUCUCCGUAAUUAUUUUUUGUUUUUUGAUUUUUCAUUUAUAUUUUAUUUUAUAUAAAAAAAGAAAUUGUUAUACUACAUAGAUUAAGUUAAUCUUAUGAGAAUUAUUGUUAUUUAUGUGAAAAAUGUUUUAUAAAUAAGUUUGGGAUGAAAAUAAAAAAAAUAAAAUGAAA